This is a messenger RNA of Electrophorus electricus (electric eel), 8064 nucleotides long. Its product is annotated as fibronectin type-III domain-containing protein 3a-like. NCBI's taxonomy places the organism in Eukaryota, Metazoa, Chordata, Actinopteri, Gymnotiformes, Gymnotidae. Gene Ontology annotation, molecular function: protein binding. The record is from RefSeq and is a predicted model, not a curated record.
GUUCCUGGAUAGCUUGAUGGCGAUGUAGCGCUGUGAGAUCGGAAUUCACUUCAGAUGUAGGCUAUUUCAGGCAAGGAGGUUGCAGAAUGAACCAAAAAGAGAAAUUGACGGAAUAAAGAGUCUAUCAGAGGUGGAUUAAAAUUGGUUCUAGUUCUCAUACUGCUUAUAAUCACAUGCGAGGUCCGUUGUGCCCAUCGUCUCCGCGCCGGCAGUAUUGCGGAGUUGCUGUCAAUGAAAGCUCUCUUCAGCUAUGAUGACAGAUCAGCACCUCCCACUUCUGGAGGCCACACCCAUGUUGGCUGAGGUGCCCUUCCUCCCUCACAUGCUCAGUGGGGACUGCAUGCAGCAGAUGAUCUUUGUGCAGGUGAAUCCAGGAGAGACAUUCACUAUACGCACAGAGGAUGGCCACUUUCAGUGCAUUACAGGCCCAGCGCAGGUGCCCAUGGUCUCUCCUAAUGGCACCAUGCCUCCCAUUUUUGUGCCUCCAGGUUACAUUUCUCAGGUGGUGGAGGAGAACGGCAUGCGGAAAGUGCUAAUUCUACCCCACAGUAUGGAGUUCCACCCUUCUUUGAGUCCUUUCCCACAGUAUGCGCCACUAUACAGCCCACCACACCCGUCCGUGCUGCACCACCCACACAUCUACCCCGCCGAGCUCAGCCCACGCUACAUCCACCAGCUGCCUGCUGUCCCCAUCUACACUGAUCAGGAUGUAAUGUGCCACAAUAUGUCAGUACCUGUUUGUGAGGACCAUUUGGUGAAAGUGCAGGAGGAGAUGCAACAGAUGCUGAAGGGUGGGCAUGGGAGCGGGGCCAGGGCAGCCCCACUCAUCCACAGUGGACCUGGGCCAUUCAGUAAAGGGGGCCAGGUUGCCAUAAACAACGGCCUCGGAAAGAGCCAUGCAGGCUCUGCCCCCUCACCCACACCUCCACAACACUCUGGCCGGACCAGAGCCACACCUCCAACCGACUGUAACAUUAAAGACCCAGAAGAGGAAAUGAGGCGAGUGCAGGAGCUGCUGUCCACCGUAUGCAAACCGGCAGUGAGUGAAGUCACGUCCCACUCAGUGGUCCUGUCCUGGUGCUCACCGCUCACCAAGGAGACAGAAGAGGAUGCGGGCUCGUCCACAUGCGCACACACUGGCUUGCUGCUCAGUUACGAGCUGGCCUUGUCUCAGAGUGGCACAGAGGGAGACUUCACACUUGUGUACCAAGGGAAGGACACUACUUAUACAGUGGAAGACCUCAGAUCUGACACAACCUAUUACGCUAGGGUGUGUGUGGCUUGCAGCCUGGUGAAGGGAGUCUCUUCUGAAACGGUAACUUUCACCACACUGUACGGAGUACCGGACAUCCCCGCCACCCCACGCCUCAUCCAUCGCACCAAGAGCUCCAUAAGCCUUCAGUGGCGGUCGCCCAACGACAAUGGCUCCAAAGUCACUGGGUUUUGCCUGGAAUACCAUGAGGGAGAACAGAGGGCAUUUAAGGAGGUUUACAGUGGCCUUGCCAAGCAGUACAAAGUCAUGAGACUCAUGCCUUCAACAAAAUACGCCUUCCGACUUGCUGCUAAAAACAAUGUAGGAAUGAGUGCCUUUAGUGCUGUUCUGAACUGCUGUACGGCUUCCUGCACUGCCUCUCCGCCUGCCCCGCCAUCUGCCGCUCGGCUCAAGGAGGCAGGAGCAAUGUGGCUGAGUCUGGAGUGGAGCGCCCCUUGUGGACCAGCCAGCCAAGACACACUCUCAUACAUUGUGGAGAUGGAGGAGAUUGGAUCGAGUUGUGGCUUUCAGCUGAAGCACAGAGGAGAGGAGCUGUCUUGCACUGUGAGGGAGCUGAGGAGGUUCACUGCCUAUCGAUUCAGGGUGGUGGCAGCCAACUCAGAAGGCCACAGCCAACCCAGCGUUGCGGUGGAGUACAGGACCCAGGCAGAGAAGCCUGGCAGGCCAGACCCACCAGUCCUGCAUGUCCCUGCUGAGCCACACAGGCUACACACUGUCUGGGAGGCCCCAGAGGAUGAUGGGGGCUCCCCAGUUACUACCUAUGUACUGGAACUUAGUCAUAGUGGAGACAAGUGGGACAUUGUAUAUCGUGGGCCUCUAAGACAAUAUGUAUGUGAGGGCUUGCAGGAAGGAACAUGGUACAGACUGCGAGUGUACUGCCAGAGUCAGGGAGGGAAGAGUCAGGUAUCAGAGAGCCUGUCUGUCAUGACAGCACCUCUGCCUCCUGGACCAUGCCAAGCAUUACACACCACAGGGAGAGCCACGUCCUCAGAGAUUCCACUCUCUUGGGAUCCUCCAGUGUGGGAUGGUGGGGCAGCAGUGUCCCAGUACUGUGUGGAGAUAGCCCAUUCAGCAGAGGGGUCUCAGGAGCAGGUGUUCCAGGGCACAGACGCCCAUUGCACCGUGGGCCAGCUGCUGCCUGGCAGAACCUACCUCUUCUGGGUGAAGGCCUCCAACUCAGCAGGGUGGGGUCCUGCAUCAGAAAUGUGUCAGGCCUGCACCACACCUGGAGUUCCAGAGCAGUGCAAUGCCCCGCAGCUAGUGCUGACCACAUCCACCAGUGUCCUGGCUACCUGGGAGACCCCUGUGUGCAACGGGGCAGAGGUGUGCAUGUUCAGGAUGGCAUGGGGGGUAGAGGAAAGCGCCCUAGAGUUACUGUACUCUGGCCCCUUCUCCCAGCAUGAAGUGCGAGACUUGCAGCCGGCCACGUACUACUACUGCAAAGUGCAGGCAGUCAAUGUUAUUGGGGCAGGCCUCUUCAGUAGGGUUGCCAUUGUAACCACCCCGGCCUCAGUACCAGCUGCUGUGGAGCACAUUGAGGAGGUGGAGGAGGAGCCUCUCGGUGGUGUCAUGGCUGCGACAUCUCUGGCUCUGCAGUGGAAAGAGCCUCAGUGCCACGGGGCAGAUAUUACUGGCUAUAAUAUAGACAUUGGGGAAGAGCUCCCUCUGUGUGUAGGCAGGACCAAUUACCAUAUACUGGAAAAUCUACAGCCAGAUACCACAUACAGGAUACGAGUACAGGCGGUGAAUGACGUGGGGGCCGGCCCCUUCAGCUCCACGCUUAGGCUCCAGACAGCGCCCGCACCCCCGGAGCCGCCGCUGCUGGAGUGUGUGGUGGCAGGACCACAGAGCCUGAAGUUGAAGUGGGGAGAGAGCCCUGGCGGGUCCCAGAGCAGCCGCAGCACGCACUACUGUCUGCAAGUGCAGGCUGCCUCAGACAGGCCGGUGUGCAUCUAUAGCGGCCCCUGCCGCACAUUUAAAGUGCAGAGACUGUGUGAAGCCACAGCAUACUGCUUCAGCAUCCAGGCUCACAGCGAGUCUGGCCCAGGUCCUCUUUCGCCGCCCUACACCUUCAGCACCACCCGCUCACCUCCAUUGCAGCUCAGAGCCCCAAAGUUGGAGUCCGUCGAGGGGAAUAAGCACAUGGUCACGUGGGAGGCGCUUCAGCCAAUGAGAGGAGACCCAAUCGUGUACGCACUACAGCUUCUCAGGGGGCGGGAGAUGGAACAGCUUUACAAGGGCCCAGCGACGUCAUACGCGUGGGUGGGGCAGGCUGGGGGUGGUGCAUGCCAUUUGCGUGUCUGUGCCAUCCGCCAGGCCCAGGACGGCACCGAACUUUGGGGUCCUUGGAGCCUCGUUGUGCCUGUGCCCAUUACUGAGGUGCCCAAUGAAGCCCCACCCCCUGGUGGCUGCCCUCGCCCACACACUGAGAGGGGCUGGCCACUCGCUGACGAGUCCUUCGCCACCGCACUGCUUCUCUGCUUCGUCGUGCUGGCUGUAUUCUUCGCAGUGCUUCUCCAGUACCUGGUCAUCGAGAGGCAGUGAGGGGGAGGGUGGAAGGGGGAGGCAGGAGAGAGGGAGGGGGCGGGGCCUAUCAGGGCAUAACUGGCCUCGUCACGCACGGUCACAAUAACUAGCCCACAUAAACUCUGGUUUGCCAAGACCAUACUGAGAACAAUGACCUUAAUCUGUCAUUAGAAUUUCUGCAUGGAAGAAACAGAUCAUUUAUAUUUGAUGUCAGUAGGUACUUAGUUGUGACACAGAUCUGUUUUCUGUCAUGACCAGGGUAAGAAAAUGGGACUUUAUUGUCUACUGUAUUUGCGUAUAGAUGAUUAAAUGGUUAAUCUGGUGGACAGAUUCUAUAUUUUUAUGAAAUCAGAUAAUCUAUCUUGAUACAGCCCCUAGACAAGGCAAAUUCAAUGUUUUGAUUACCUUGGCUAAAAUUUGUCAUACAGUAGCCUUCACUGAAUGCACAAGGACUUCCUUACUCAUUUGGCAGUUGUGAGAAAAAUCUUAACACCCCCAUUAAUGGUUGCAUUUUGAGUUUAUUGUUAUUUUACAGUAAGUCUUGGUGUUUGAGUGCUUUUUACUGCCUAACAAAAAGAUGAGUCUCUUGCCCGUGUCAAUGGCAAUAUUCUUACUUUUAUCAGUGAAAGCGAAAAGGGAGAUGGUGCCAAAGUUUUCGUAGAUACUGUAUAGAAAAGAGUGCCCUGGUAAAUGACUGGAGUUCAGUGUACUCUGCAGAUAAGAAAUAUUCUCACAUUCUUUAGAAUGCUUUAUAUCAUAACCACAACAUAAAUAAUAUUUCAUAUACAUCAGACAUUGGGAGAGCUAGAUUGUUUUGCUGUCACCAGUGUGUCCUUAUAUGUUAGUAUACAUACAUUCUAGUUAUGUUCAUGUACAAACAAAUAUGUCAGUAUUGGUUGGACAGCCUAUAUGGAUAUGCAUUUGUUAUAAAUGUCUCUCUUUUUAGCUCAAACUGAGCAUGAAUAGUCCCUUUCUGGUCUCAGUGAAGCUUUGGAUUAAGAGUUUUAUUUUAUGAUUUUCUCUCAUGCUUCAUUUUCUCAGUUAGUUGGUAGGGACUUCUCACUGUUGCCUCAACCCUGCUGUCCAGCUUUAGAAAUCUGGGAGGGUGGACACCAGCACACUCCGCCUCCAGCGCCAAGGAAGCCGGCCAUUUGCCCUCGACUGGCAAGAUGGGCAUUUUGAGCAGGGAAAGUGAGCUAAGACAAACAUGCUUGUUGCGUAGUUUAGCAAGGCUGGAUGGGGCAGGAUGUGGCCUUCCUCACCUUUUUCGGAGAAUGUGACUGUUAGCGUUCUUGACGAGCCCUGACCAGGGACUGCAAAGGGCAUAACUGGGAUUUGAGCCUUUAAAAAUAUUCAUAUAUGUAAUUUAACAACGUCCUGACAGAGUAAUCAGUUUUAUUUAGGUCUAACCUUAACACCUUAAUCCAGUACUUUAAAUUCACUUCAGUUUAAAACACUACAUAUGUGCCAUAUAAUAUGACCAUGAAAGUAAUACUGUAGUUUUAAGAAGUUAAGUCUUUGAUGUUCUGAUGCUAGAAGAUACUCUUUUAGCCCAUGAGAUUACAUUGGCCUGCAAUGAUAAAUUUAUGGAAAUUAUGAUCAUUGGACCAGAAUGAGUAAUUGUAAUUGUCAGACUGCCUUAUUUGACAAAUGUUUUAUAUGAUUUCAUAUACUCCCCUUUUAACUCUACAUUGUCCCCAUAGAUAUAGUGCUUAAAAAAAAAUUAACAUUUUAAAUAGAAAAUAGUGCUGGAUGAAAAAGACCCAGAAUGAAGUGCCUCUAUCUGACCAGGGGUCAUAUGUAACAAAUAGGUCACUGUGCGGCUAUAGAAUCUUUGUAUGCCUUUCAACUCUUAUUGACUAUAAUUAAAUACUCUCUUCAAGAUCAGCUCUCAGUCAGCCAAGCUUGGUGAAUUAUGUGGUCAGGCCAACAUUCAACAUCUCCUGCAGGGGGUGCUGGUGUUUCAUUAACCUGUUCCAGUAGCUGUGAAAUGUCCUUAUAUAGCUGCUGAUGUCCUUUAUAGGCCAUAAAGAAAGCUUCUACUCUGUAAGUCCUUCUUUCUGGACUCUGAACUGUGUACUCUUUGUCCUUUGUAUCUGUUUCAUGGUGCAAAGGCCAUUCCAGAGUGGCUUUGUAUUAUUUUAGGUUGAAUGCUGCAACUUCAGGCUUAACCAUUCGUUUGGUUUUUUUUCAUUGUUUUUUUCAUCCUUUUCUCACUGAGCUUUGUAACUAUGGUAUAUUGCUUCACUGUGUCAGCCUCUGUCUUCAGGGUUUCAUAUGACCAAUAUUGCAUUGGGGCAUUCAUAUUUACAUGUAUUGGAUUAUAUUUCAAAUAACUCUAGUUGUAUCUCCUUCAGUAUAACUGACAUAUGAAUGCCUUAUAUUUUGUAGCUAAUAGAAUUCUACUUCAUUCAGAAUGUCUUCUAGAAGUGCUGGUCUACAACACACAUUAUUUCUUGUAAUUCUUAACUUCUUUAUCAUGCCAAGAAAAAACAAAACAAAACAUUAAACUUGUUACAGACUGGCACAUAAGAGGCAAUAUAUACCCAUACUAUACAAAAGCAGUUUUUAUUGAUGGAGCAUGUCAUACAAAGUCCAUAAUUUAAUAUGGGAUCAUUCCUGUCUUUGAUGGCAGUUUGGAGUAAUUUAUUUAACCCCAUCAUAAGACCAAUAGUUUAAUAUAGCCAGACCCCUGCUUGGGGUCUCAGAAUGGGGGAUCCUGUUUUAAAAAGUGGCUAAUGACCAAUAUUUGAUUAGCCUAGUAUUUUUUUUAUUAUUUUUUUUUUUUAACAUUAUUUUUUAACAUUAUUGCUGAAUUUGUGGUGACAGUAAUGGGCUACAUUUCCCUUAAAGCCUCCCAGAUUUGGUAGAAUUGUACUUCAGAGAAGCUUUGCAAAUGGGCAUUUUGCCAUUUUGUAAUAUAUUAAAAUACAAAGAGGACCACUUGGAUCUUGAUGCAAGUGAAAAUGAUCACUUCUGCAAGAGAUUUAAUUAUGGUUUACUUACACAGUAUAUUUAAACCUUUUUUAAAGUUUAAAUAAAAAAGAUCAAUUGAUCACUAAUUAUGCAAAUUAAUAGUUUAGUUCAUGCAAAUUAUGUGAUCAUUGCAAAGCAUAUAUGUCACUAAUACUACUGUGUCUAAACCAGUCAGACAGAUAUUGAUGAGAGCAGAGCAUAAAACCUGAGAAUGCAUAACCACUAGUUAACUGCAAAUUCAUUUAACCAACAAAAGAAAUGGUAAACAUUUUCUAACUGUGUUCACAGUCAGGAAUGACACAUUGCUCUGAUAAAUGAUGGAUUUCACAUGAAAUGUUCCUUCAAAGCGGCCUAGUUAGUUUUUGUCCAACAGAGGGCGCGGUAGUUCUGAGGAGCCAAGGAGCCUCCUGCAUUUGUCACUUGCGUGUCCAUUUGACAUCAGAUUAAAGAUUGAAACAGGACUGCUUGCUGAUACUAAAGUUUCCUACAUACCCAAUAUUUGGUUACCUAUUCUUGCUGAAUUAAAGUUUCUUGCUGUAGCUGAAGGGCUCUGUAGACAUUUGAUUCCCUCUGCACAAGCUUUAAAAGUGUAAACUACUGUAUUACUGCUCUCAUGGUUUUUCAGUUUCUUGGAAAUGUAACCAAAGCUGAUACAAAGACUGUUAACAGGCACCGUUGUUACUGUGUAUAUAGACCUAUUGUUUUCCUUUAAUUUUGCUACGUUUACUUUUGCUUUAAGUUAAGAAUAAUGAAUGUCAUUAAGCAUAAAAAGACAUAAAGAGGAUUAUCUUCCGUCUAUGUGGCUAGCUGCUAAAAUAAGUCCGUGGUUUGUUUGAACGUUUAUUUUUACUGUUGUUUUUAGGUCCAUAAACUAACUCCCUAACCAGUGUCUCAGUGUUUUAGAUUAUCUUGGGGGGGAAAAAUAGAGAAAAAGAUUGGCAACAUGGACAAAUGCAUUCAAUAUCUUAUAUUGUAUGCCUACCUGUACAUGUAAUCAUCUUGUUAAUUUACUUUGAGCUCCAAUUCAUCUUUUAUCAUGCCAGUAUUUUUAGACCACACUUUUUGAUACUGAACAUUUUAUUUUGAGAUACAAAACUUACAUUCCAAAAAAAAUUAUCUGCAUCAACAUUUUUAUUUUUAGAACUUGCAUUAAAACUACCAUGUACUGUAUGUCAUAACUGACUUGUAACAAUCAUAGAUAAUAUAUUUAAGUCAUUGUAUGUAUUAACUUUGUGUCUUUUGAGGGGUUUGAUUUUUCCUUAUUAAAAACAUUAUAUUCGGUGAACCGA